GGAGAACGUGCUGAAGAACCUGGAGGACAAAGCUUUUGACAAGCCCAUCUGCGAGGCCCUCUUAAACCAGAAGUUUUUCAAUGGAAUUGGGAAUUACCUCCGCGCUGAGAUCCUGUACAGGUUGAAGAUCCCUCCUUUCGAAAAGGCUCGGACCGUGCUAGAGGCCCUGAAGGAUCAGGAGCAGAACCCUUCCCUGACGCUGAGCAAGAAGCUGAAGCUGAUGCGGGAGAACCCGGAUCUCCUGGAGCUGUGCCACACCGUGCCCAUGGAGGUCAUCGCGGCGGAGAAAAAGCUCCUUGACCCAGAUCACUCAGAUAAUUACGCCGCUUUCAAGAACUGGCUGCAGUGUUACUUGGUGCCUGGCAUGAGCUCCCUGCGCGACCGCAACGGCAGGACCGUGUGGUUCCAGGGAGAGCCUGGGCCCAUGGCUCCCAAAGGGCAGACACCCCGCAAGAAGCGUGCUCAGCUGAAGGCAGAUCCCGAGGAUCUCACCCCCAAGGUCACCACACGUGCCUCAAAAGGGCGCCCCAGGGCUGCAGCGAAACCCCCCAAGUCGGCCAAGGAGGUGGCGGCUGAUGGGCCGAGGAAGGGACGUGCUCGCGGGAGGAGGAAAGCGACUGCUCCUCCGGCCCCGUCCGAGCCUCACGCACCGGUCAAAGCCCAAAGAAGCCACCGGACAUCGGCUCGCAGGGGCAGAGCAUCUGGACAAGAUGAAGGCUGA
Leptosomus discolor (cuckoo roller) is the source of this 721-nucleotide messenger RNA. NCBI's taxonomy places the organism in Eukaryota, Metazoa, Chordata, Aves, Leptosomiformes, Leptosomidae. The record is from RefSeq and is a predicted model, not a curated record.